UCACCUGUCACGGACAUCUUGCUGCAAUCGGUCAAACUCCAUUGCUGUGUUUUCUUCUGAAGUGGAGUACCGGAAACCAACUCGUCUCCGGAUCUGCCGAGAAACAGAAGCAUAUUGCCCCGCAGCGCUUCAUAUAAGACCCAUGAAGCUCACACCAGGCUUUCGACUCUUGAGCAACUGGGUUCUCAACACUCUUGCGCCUUGUAUAGCCUUAGCCAUUGCUGCAUACUACUUUGGUGUGCUCAGCAUUCUCCCCGUCUGGCAGACACUCCUGCUUGCCGCUGCCACUCCGCCAUCCGCGUUCUUACUCGGCGUUGCCUACGACACCCUUUCCCAACGCCGCAGAGCAGCUGCACUCGGGGCGCGUCUGGUGCCUCGCGUGAAAGGAAGAUGGCCAGGCAACAUGGACGUCGUGAUAGAGCAAGCCGAAGAGGUCGAUAGGGAUUAUAUGGGCUCGUACUUCUUGAAACUCGAACAGAAAUACGGCAAGGUCUACAACGUUCGUUAUCUAUGGGACGACUUCAUUUUCACCACCGAGCCGAGUCACAUUAAGGCCAUCCUAGCUAGUAACUUUGGAAGUUUUGUUAAGGGUGAAGAGUUCAACGAUAUCUUCCGUUCCGUCCUCGGAACUGGCGUCUUUAACUCUGACGGCGAUAUGUGGAAGUUUCAUCGAUCAAUGACGCGUCCCUUCUUCACGCAUGACCGCAUCAGUCAUUUCGACACCUUCGACACUCACGCCGAAACCGCCAUCACUGCCGCCAAAGACCGUUUCCGAGCUGGCCAUGCGAUUGACUUCCAAGACCUCAUCUCACGCUUCACCCUCGACUCCGCAACCGAGUUCCUCUUUGGAAGCUGCGCGCACACCCUGCACUCUCCACUUCCCUACCCAUACAACGCAGUCCACACCCAUAGUCCCGGAGGUCUCAGCGCCAACGGCAAGCCGAACGCCGCGGACAUCCUUUCGACCGCGUUCGCGAGCGCACAGACCAGCGUCGGACGCCGGACGAACUUGCUCGGCAUUUGGCCGUUGUGGGAGAUAUUCAAGGACCGUACUGAAGACGAUAUGAAGGUCGUUCACGAGUUCUUGGAGCCUAUUAUCGCCGAGGCGAUUGAGAAGCAGCGCGUAGAUGGCCUUGAUGCUGGCGAGGAGAAGAGUUCGGGGACGGAGAAGGCGGAGGUGCACGAGGGGGAGACGUUGCUGGAUCAUCUGGUUAGGCUCACUACAGACCGCGUUAUCCUCCGAGAUGAGGUGCUGAACAUCAUGAUCGCCGGCCGUGACACCACCGCUUCAGCUCUCACCUCAGCAGUUUACCUGCUGGCGAUGUAUCCCAGCGCAAUGGACCGUCUUCGAGAGGAAGUGAUGAGCAAGGUCGGUUCCUCGCGCCGCCCGACCUACGAUGAUCUCCGCAACAUGAAGUAUCUAAGGGCGGUCCUCAAUGAAACGCUUAGGCUCUUCCCUCCCGUCCCGAUGAACCUUCGUCAAACAACUGAGGACACAACCCUCCCUUCCCCCGAUCCGGAGAGGAUGCCGCUGUUCAUCCCCAAGAACACGAUGAUCACCUACAGCGUUGCGCUGAUGCACCGACGUCAUGACCUGUGGGGUCCGGAUGCGGAUGAGUUCGAUCCGGACCGCUUCCUCGACCAACGCUUGCAGAAAUACCUCGUCCCGAAUCCAUUCAUCUUCCUCCCCUUCAACGCCGGACCCCGCAUCUGCUUGGGCCAGCAGUUCGCCUACAAUGAGAUGUCGUUCAUGCUCGUCCGCCUCAUGCAGAACUUCUCUCGCUUUGAGCUCGCGCUGGAUGCGCUUAGCCCAGACGCUCGCCCGCCGGCCCAUUGGAAGGAUAUCCCUGGGCGUGCGCCGAUUGAGAAGUUCCAUCCUCGGUCGCAUUUGACUUUGUAUGCGAAGGGUGGAAUGUGGGUGCGUAUGAUAGAAUCGGAGCAGGCGUAAAGUGUGUUAUGCUGUUAUCUAUUAUGACGUGUACUAGUAUUCUACCACUGAUGUCAUAAGUCUAGCGUUACUACGCCUCCGUCAUGUACAAAGGAGAACACACAAAAGCUGUGUUAGCUGUACCACCUAGCUUUACUGUUGAUAUAGAUCUGAAGAUCGUCUACGUCCUUGUGAACGAGUUUAAUGCGUGAUAGAUGCCACUCUUCGCCCAUCUGUUCUGCCGUCUCCUUCAUGCCCGGGGGAAACCCUUCGCUCCUAAAGAGGGUUAUAUUCAAAGCGCUACACUUAGAUCUCUCCAAGAAGCCUCCGAGAAAAUAUAGACCUGAAUCGCCGCCGAAGAAACAGGUGCCGAUGGCGAGAUACGUAAGAUUGGGAAGGGUGAUGUAAAGGAAAAAACCUUCGUGGGAGAACACAUCAUCUGAGCAGAUGCUGAGGGUACGUAGCUUGCUAUGGGUCAGUGGAUCUUCUAGAGCUUCGUCGUCGUGGUCUUGGUUCCACCCGCCCCAGCUGCUCAGGAAGAGCUCGAUGAGGUUUGGAAAGUCACAUAGGAGAGUAAUGGCGUCCAAGGUGUCGCCGCACCUCAAGGUGAGGGACACUAGGUUUUCCCAGCGAUUCACCUGAUACAAGAACCAAGUCGCUUUGUCAGAGUCAGAGUCGAUGUGAAGAUGUGUUAGCUGGUGGAGAUAGGAAGGAGGAUAUGCAGGGUAUGCAGGCCACGUGUUUGCCUGUCCAGCACUGAAGUUCUUGAGCGUAAGCCUGCGAAGGUUGGGGAAACCCGAAAGCCAUGAUGAAAUCUGGGAGUAAUAGAUCGCUGAGUCGGUACAGGUGAUGUCGAUACCCUUGAUUUCAUGUAGUGCAACGGCGUUGCCUGGUGGAGGUUGGAUCUGACGGGAUUCCCUAGUUGAGAUGUCAUAAGAGAGAAAAAUGGGAAGGGAACCGGCGCGGUGAAGGAGGUGGUGCGGUAAAGGGAUUGUGGUGAUGGCUUCCCGUUCGACCUUGACCAUCAGCCAAGUCCACCAACGGGAGGUGCCGAGAGCGACUCGCCGCCACUGUUGGCAGACUUGGGCGACGUUGACGCAUGGUGUAUAAUCGCAAGACU
Messenger RNA from Coniophora puteana RWD-64-598 SS2, 3047 nucleotides. RefSeq names its product cytochrome P450 monooxygenase pc-3. The transcript is spliced from 17 exons. Gene Ontology annotation, molecular function: heme binding; oxidoreductase activity, acting on paired donors, with incorporation or reduction of molecular oxygen; monooxygenase activity. Lineage: Eukaryota; Fungi; Basidiomycota; Agaricomycetes; Boletales; Coniophoraceae. Bases 143 to 1948 code for a protein of 601 amino acids. The record is from RefSeq and is a predicted model, not a curated record.